CGGGGAGCCGGCUGACGGACAUUUACGGCCGGGGGAGCUUAUAAAAGCCUUGGCUCGCCGGGCCGGUGGCCAGACAGCUCCCGGGCCGGGCUGGAGAGAAGCAGCGGCGGCGGAACAGACGACGGCUGUGGAUUUCUGCAUCUCGCAUUCACCGAGGGUCGAAGCCAAACCUUCCCCCCGGCCCGGGCAGGGAACGGACGCGUUCGGCUCCUCGAGGGAGCGGCCCGGAGACCGACCGCAGAUUCGGAUCUAGCGCAGCUAUGAGAUCGAGACUCCUGUUGGCGGUGGCCCACCUGCCCCCCAUCAGCGAACUGGCGGAGGAGUUGUCUCUGGGAGCUGCGUGUGCGAAGCGGGCCGAGACCUCCGGAGACCUCUUGGCCUCCCGCGACCUGGACGAAUACGUGCUGUCCAUCCGCCGGCUGGCCCAGCCCACCUCGGGCCCCGAGGAGGCCGCGGGUGGCCCGGUGCGGCCGGCCCGGGCCCACAGGACCAGGGGGAAGCUUCCGGCCCGCACGGCCUCCGCCAGACCCGGCGAGAAGGCCCGCCCGCCCCCGGCCGGGGCCGUCGCGGCUCCGCUGGCCGGGCGGCACCUCCCCGUCCUGACUCUGGCCGGCGGCGUCGACCCCUUGGACUGGCUCUUCGGGGAGUGGAGGCCCAAACGGCCGGCCGGGAGGGACGGUCCGCGGAGGAGCGGUCCGGCCUCCGCCGCCCCGGCCCCCCUCGGACAGGCGGAAGCGGGCAAGGCCGGGGGCGGCCCCAAGGACAAGGUCUGCGAGCCGAAGUGGUCCGGCAGCCCGGGGGCCGAGGCGUCGGACGAGCGGGAGCCGCAGGCCGAGAGGCGGACCGGAGCCCCGGGCCUCCACACGGCCCCGGGCUUCUCCGGCACCGGCCUCCACCCCGGGAUACCCCGGGCUGGCAGCUCACACCUGCCGGUCAUUUACGAACUAUGACCCCUCCCCACCCCCUCACCCCCUUCCUCCCUAAUAAACGCCUUUGUAAAUCACA
This is a messenger RNA of Ornithorhynchus anatinus (platypus), 1005 nucleotides long. It is a transcript of the gene DEPP1, whose product is annotated as DEPP1 autophagy regulator. Gene Ontology annotation, cellular component: mitochondrion. Lineage: Eukaryota; Metazoa; Chordata; Mammalia; Monotremata; Ornithorhynchidae. Gene Ontology annotation, biological process: regulation of autophagy. The transcript is spliced from 2 exons. Bases 261 to 950 code for a protein of 229 amino acids. The record is from RefSeq and is a predicted model, not a curated record.